Molecule: messenger RNA, 3473 nt
Organism: Motacilla alba alba
Lineage: Eukaryota; Metazoa; Chordata; Aves; Passeriformes; Motacillidae
Gene: GFAP
Product: glial fibrillary acidic protein
Exons: 9
Coding region: 492-1769 (425 amino acids)
Biological process (GO): regulation of chaperone-mediated autophagy; intermediate filament organization
Cellular component (GO): intermediate filament; cytoplasm; cell projection
Molecular function (GO): structural constituent of cytoskeleton
Source: RefSeq, a predicted model, not a curated record
GCCCCUUUCAGCCGCUGCGGAAAGCCCCUGGCAGCCCCUGCCGUGUGCCAGCAGGGGCGAAAGGCCCCAGAGUCCCCGCGUGUGUGCCAGUGCCACGGCCACGCACACUCAGCUGUGCGGACCAACGCCUCCCCACGGGGACCCUGGGCCAUUCGGGACGGGACCGGGGCUCCAGGGCCACCAGCCAGUGCUUCCACAGGCCCAUUGGGAUGGGAAGCGCUUAGGAGGCUCCAGCCACCUCAUUAACAGCCGGUCUCAUCAGCAGCACCCCCGGCGCCCCAUGGAUCGCACCCAGCCCGGCACCGCUCCCACCCUCGGGGUGCCCGAACCGGCAGCGGGGGCAGCGGGGAGCAGGGUGCCCGGGCCGGCUGCCAGGGCACAGCCACCCCUGGCGCCGUGCCGGCCCGCUGGCUCCCGGCCGGGGGCAGCGCCGGGCAGCCCGGGGGCUCCAUAAGAACCCUGGGCGGGCGCAUCGCGCCCAUCCGCCCGGCAUGGAGCGCCGGCGCCCGCCCUCCUACCGGCCCUCGGUGCCCGGGUACCGGGCGCUCCACGGCAGCCCCCCGGGCCGGCUCCGGGCGCCCCGCAGCCCCCAGCUGAGCCCCCGCCCGGGCUCGGCCAGCAUGGACCUCUCGCUGGCGGCGGCGCUCAACUCGGAGUUCAGGGAGACGCGCACCAGCGAGAAGGUGGCGAUGAUGGAGCUCAACGACCGCUUCGCCAGCUACAUCGAGAAGGUGCGGCUGCUGGAGCAGCAGAACAAGGCGCUGCUGCUGGAGCUGAGCCGGGAGCGGCAGCGGGAGCCCUCGCGGGCCGGCAUCUACCGGGAGGAGCUGCGGGAGCUGCGGCGCCGCCUGGAGCACCUGGCCACCGGCAAGGCCCGGCUGGAGUUGGAGAGGGACAAGCUGGCCGAGGAGCUCGGCAGCCUCCAGCAGAAGCUGCAGGACGAGGUCACCCUGAGGCUGGAAGCCGAGAGCAACCUGGCUGCCUACAGGCAGGACGUUGACAACGCUGCCUUGGCUCGCCUGGACCUGGAGCGGCGCGUGGGGACCCUGCAGGACGAGAUCGCCUUCCUCCACAAGGCCCACGAGGAGGAGCGGCGGGAGCUGCAGGAGCAGCUGGCCCAGCAGCGGGUGCACGUCGAGGCGGACGCGAGCAAGCCGGAGCUGACGGCCGCCCUGCGCCACAUCCGCAGCCAGUACGAGGCCGUGGCCGCCAGCAACGCCCAGGAGACCGAGCAGUGGUACAAGUCCAAGUUCGCAGACCUGACGGACGCGGCCGCCCGGCACGCCGAGGCCCUGAGGGUGGCCAAGCAGGAGGCCAACGAGUACCGGCGCCAGCUCCAGGCCCUCACCUGCGACCUGGAGGCUCUGCGGGGCUCGAAUGAGUCCCUGGAGAGGCAGCUGCAGGAGCUGGAGGAGCGCUAUGCCCUGGACACGGCCGGCUACCAGGACACGGUGGGGCGGCUGGAGGGGGACAUCCACAGCCUCAAGGAGGAGAUGGCCCAGCACCUGCAGCACUACCAGGACCUGCUCAGCAUCAAGCUGGCCCUCGACAUGGAGAUCGCCACGUACCGCAAGCUGCUGGAGGGCGAGGAGAGCAGGAUCACCAUCCCUGUGAAGAGCUUCUCCAGCCUGCAGAUCCGAGAGACCAGCCUGGACACCAAAUCUGUGUCAGAAGCUCACGUGAAGAGGAGCAUCGUGGUCAAAACUGUGGAGACCCGAGACGGAGAGGUGCUGAAGGAGUCCAAGCAGGAGCCCAAGGAGGUGCCGUAGGGCCGGGGGAGCCGCAGCAGCCGCAGCUCCGCAGGUCCCGCCCGACGCGCCGGGAGCCCCGGGCCGGGCACCGGGCACCUGGCACCGGGCACGGGAGGGACCGGCGGCGCUUGGGGGGCACCUCCCUCCCGUGCACCCCUCGCCCCUCCCGCGUCCCCCCGUGCCCGGGCUCCGGUGGCACCCCGCUAGGGGCUGGCAGCCGGCAGGGCUCCGGUGGGACCGGGCAGCGGCCGCGGGAGCCCGGCGGAGCCCGGCGGGGCCGCGCUCCCCGCAGGGAUGCUCUCGGGUUUGGGGCCCUUCCUGCCUCACCCUGGGUCUCUAGCGAGGGAAUCUGUUCCCGUUUCAUCUCCGUGCACCGUCAGACAACGCGAUGGUGCCAAGAGCAUCUCCCUGCAUCCCCCCUCUGGUCUGGGAGGCCUCCCUGGAUCUCCCCAGUGCACCCAGACCCCGAGACUCUCAGCUGGGGGGAUGCAGGGGCUGGAGAGGGACAUUUCUCUGUCACCAAGCGCUGGGUGAGCUCAGCUGGGGAGAGGCAGGGGUGGAGAAGGAGGAUGAAGGAGGAAGAGGAGAGUGGAGGAGCAGGAUGCUCUUAGGAUGGUGUCGAGGGGUGACAAAACGGGCAUCGGGAGGGGUUCCUGAGGGUGCUGGGGUGGCCAGGGUGGGUUGUGGGGCUACACAGUGGCCUCAAGGGCUUCUCCUGGCACAGAGCCAUGGGGCUGUCCUGAUCCCAGUGGGUGACUGCCACCAAGGUGUCCCCAACACAGGAAAAACAGGAAAAAACCAGUCCUGAGGGGCUCAUGGUGAGGGGUGACCCACGGCCCUGUGGCAGGGGAAUCUCAGGCAGGUGAAAGUGGAGAGGAGAGGAGAGGAGAGGAGAGGAGAGGAGAGGAGAGGAGAUGGGGGAGGAGGAAGGUGUCGGGCACCUGUGAGGGUCUCACAGCCCAAGGUGCCACCUGCAACCGAGGAGUGAUGUGGGAGUCCUGUCACUUGGAGAUCACACUGGGAGCCAGGGGCUCUGGGGCUGCUCCAGCCACAGUCCCUGCCCCACACAGAGCCUGAGCCCACUCUCCAUGGGCAUUCAGGAAGGGAUUGGAAAAAAUCCCUUGUCCCUGGGCUGCACGGGGCCCUGUCCCCCACCUGUCCUCCCCCAGAGCAGCACUCGCCCCCAGGGCCAUUGCCCAGCCCGGUUCUCACCCACAGCCCCAUCCCCACCCUGGCAGCAGCCUCUGACCACCAGCAGGACCUGCCUGAUGCCACCUGACACAGGAACAACCACCCAGCAGCACCUCCCGCGCCCUGACAGCCUUUGGGAUGAGCACACGGCUGCCCUCGGGGGCUGUCCCCUCUGUCCCCUCGGUCAGGGGCUGAGCAGACACUCAAGCCGGUCCCAGAGCUGCCGGUCCCAGGGCAGGAGGUGUUUUGGGAGAGCUGGGCGGUGCCUGGGGUGGGAAUGCAGGGGGAUGGGACACCACGAGCAGGGUUUGGGAUGAGCACACGGCUGCCCUCGGGGGCUGUCCCCUCUGUCCCCUCGGUCAGGGCUGAGCGGCUCUGCUCUGACUCCAGACACACAGCACCGGCUCCAAGGGCAGGAGGGGUUUUGGGAGAGUUGAGGGGCAGGAAUGCAGGGGGAUGGGACACCACGAGCAGCCUCCCUUGCUACCGGAUUCAUGCACUAACGCGCUGCAAGAUGAAAAUAAAGCUAAU